Plodia interpunctella (Indianmeal moth) is the source of this 2753-nucleotide messenger RNA. Its product is annotated as ovochymase-like. The transcript has a single exon. The coding region runs from base 1534 to 2544 and encodes 336 amino acids. The record is from RefSeq and is a predicted model, not a curated record. Gene Ontology annotation, biological process: proteolysis. NCBI's taxonomy places the organism in Eukaryota, Metazoa, Arthropoda, Insecta, Lepidoptera, Pyralidae. Gene Ontology annotation, molecular function: serine-type endopeptidase activity.
GCCACAGACAGAACCAACUUUGGUUUUAGUAUGGAGCCCCCGCAAUGAUUACGCCAUAUGUUUUUCCUAAAUCGUUUCGCCUCUCUUUCUUUUAUAGAGACCAUGUAAGGGACAUCGCCGUUUCUAGCGAUUUCCCCGUGAACGAUUACAGGUUUCACGGAUUUAUCGUAAUUUUUCGAGUACUUUAAUGUCGUUAUCACACGGUUAUCGUAACUGGCUACAGCGUGGGUUAUUAUGAGGAUGAAUAAACAGUUUAGUGUCAUAUAUUACUGGUGAUUUCUUAGUUUUCCGUCACAUUUUGGAUAUGAUUGACAAAGGUGAUGAUGAUAUUUCUUGACGCAAAGGAAACAGAAAAAUGAGAAAUGAGUGAGAUUUGUAGGUACACAUAAAUAUUACAUACUCUUUAGAGUGUUAUUAUCUAUGGAUUCUUACAUCGCGUUGAGAUGUUCCGUAGUGUUCCGUUUUAUAUGACUGUGCGAAAAAAGGAGUGUUAUAUUUUGAUGUUUAUAUAUAAAUGAGGAUUUUUAUAUAUAAAAUCAUUGGAAAUAUUCACCGUUGGUCUUCUGAUAUACUUAUGUAUAAAUAGUUUUGAAAAUAAAAUACGUAAUUUUCCCUGUAUUAUUUUGAAGCCAUAGUCGGCAAUUAUGCAAUCAAAUUAUUGUAUCCAUCUUGUUUCUGAUUUAAUAACGUCUAGCCUUUAAUUAUUAAGUGAUUCACAUUUCGUCUUUAUUCCCCCAUUUGUUUGGUAAGCCGCGGCGUCAAAUGACGAGAAUUUAUAUGUAUAACAUUUAUACUGAUACUAGCUGUUUACCCGCGACUUCGUCGGUGUAGAAUAGUUAGUCCUGACAGCAUAAUUAUAUUCUUUUGUGAUUAAUUUGUACCUAUACCCAUCCCAGAUUACUAAUUUUAGUGCCAAUAUUUUUGUGUUAUAGCCAAAUUAUCAUCUUUGGCCGUCUUUUCAACAUGAUUUUCAUUCAAAAUUUCACCCCCCAUAUAUUGGAGUUUGGGGGUUGAUUUAGAAAAAAAACGUAGCCUAUCUUUGAAAGGAGUUCUUUAACUAUAUGCAUACCAAAUUUUAUCAAAAUCGGUGCUGCGGUUUAGCCGUGAAAGCGCAAAGACAGAGAGACUUUCGCUUUUAUAAUAUUAGCUGACUUUUUUUAGCUGAAUUUUAUAAUAUUACUGAUGUUUUCUGCCAUUAUCAAGGACUUUACACUUUCAUGACCAUUAAAGGUUGCAAUCAAGUAAAAACUCGUUAUACGAUAACUCGAUACGAUAUCCUUUAAUAAGUCCGAGUUUAGGUAUGUGCCUGCAAGAAAUGUUUUUAAUUUGCCUAUGGUUUAUAUUAUUUGACUACGGUGUUCUCUGACUGAGUCAAAAAGCAUGACAUUAUUCAAGAUUUAUUCCGUAAGAAUAUAAAAGGUCCUUGAAUUUAUUAUACAAUGUUAUUCAUUGAAGGGAUGUGUUCUAGGGUCAACUAAUUUUCAUUGACCGAGUAAAAUGUAACCAAAACACUGUGGUCACUUCGUAAAAUUCAUGAAUAUAUUAGCGUUUCUCAUAAUUUUAUUCCAAGGCGCAGCAUCCCUAAAAGACAAACGCAUUAUAACCACAUUAAAAUACUCGAGUUUCCGAGUGAAACCUGUAGUGGUCGAAGGAAGACCUGUGAACAUCGAGGAUGUGCCAUAUCUAGUGUCAAUAAAAGAUAUAGGCAAAAAAAUCGAUGAGAAAAACUAUAAGUGGGUAAAUCUGUGUGGGGGGAGCAUUAUAAGCUUGUCGAUUGUGCUCACGGCGGCCCAUUGUUUCGAAGAACACCACUUUUACUACACUAGGAGGUUUGAUCUUCUUGGAGUUUCAGCUGGGUCUAUUUACACCAAUCUGAUACACGACGGGACUCCCGUCACGACUGCCGCUGGCCAAUGGAGGAUCAUACGACAGAUUAUUCUGCAUCCCGAUUUCUUGUUUCCAUUGAAUGACCUAGCUUUAGUUUCGGUCAAACCUGAUUGGUCAUUCACGAAUUACAUCAAACCCAUCCAUGUCUCGAAAAGGAAUACGGAAUAUCCGAGCGAGUGCUACAUUGCUGGCUAUGGUAGAAGGGGACAUGGGAGGACCAGUGCGAAAUCGGACGUGUUGCUUAAAGCGCCCAUACGCGUUUUUACUACAAUACAAUGUUCCGUUAUAUGGCAAAUGGAUAUGAGUACUUACAUUUGCACUGAUGCUUCAUUCGGAGACGUUAGUUCGGGAGAUUCUGGGGGUCCUUUGGUAUGCUUCGGGACGGCAGAAGCGGGGAACAAUCCCUUAUUGGUCGGCGUCGUUAGUGGCAAGAAUUAUGACAAAACGACGUUGUUUACCCGAGUGGCCGCGUACAAAUCUUGGAUAGAUAAAAUUGACAAUACCAAUGGCGGCAAAACGGAAGCCUGUUCAUUACUGCUAGUAAUUACAUCUCUGCUUUUAUAUCUUGCGUUUCAUUCACACCGUGCAAUUAGCUUUGGAAUUAAUUUAAAAUUUAAUAGCGCUCCACAAAGACUUGGUUUGUUCUAUGUAAAAUGACUUCUUUGAUCACUUGAUGCAGAUUAUUAUAGGGUAUUGUUAUUGAAAUUUCUGACGUCAUUAGUGGGGCACGAUUCUCACUUUAUCAGUUUUCUCCAUAUUUUUUUCUGAAGAGACAUUUACAAAAAAUCCCGUUUAAAAGUUCGAGCGCAGGCAUUAACGAUCGAUGUAAUUUUUUCGUUUGAAAAUUUGCUUCAUACCAUCCAUCG